CAGUGCACGCGCGAAAGUGGCUUGGCCGGUGUUGCUUGUGUACUUGUGUGUUCAAGACUAACCUCCUGCUGCUAAGGCGUCCAUUCCUCUUCAAAUUAUUUACCUUUCUCUACAAACCGAGCAACGACACUUAGUGGAGAAUGGCGGACCGAGAGGAGUGCGUAUAUCGCGCCAAGCUGGCGGAGCAGGCAGAGCGUUAUGACGAGAUGGUAGAGAACAUCACGAAUGUCGCCAAGCUUGGCCAAGAGCUGACCGUUGAAGAGCGCAAUCUUCUCAGCGUCGCUUUCAAGAACGUCAUUGGUGCACGCCGGCAGUCUUGGCGGAUAAUCGCUGGCAUUGAAGGCAAGGAGGAGAGCAAAGGGAAGUCGAGUGCCCUGACCAAGGAGUACCGUGAACGGAUUGAGAAAGAGCUGACCGAUCUCUGCGGUGACAUCAUUUCUCUGCUCGACGACUACCUCAUUCCUAAUGCCGCAGGGCCGGAAUCCAAGGUCUUCCUGUACAAAAUGAAGGGUGAUUACUUCCGCUACAAAGCCGAGUUCUCGCAGGGUGAAGCGCGCUCUGAAACGGCCGAAUCCUCUAAUAAUGCUUACAGCGAAGCAUCUACGGCGGCUGAGGCAAUGCCACCCACGCAUCCUAUUCGUCUUGGUCUAGCACUGAACUACUCGGUCUUCCACUACGAGAUCAAUGGCAACCCUGACAGGGCCUGUCAGCUAGCCAAGUCCGCCUUCGACUCUGCAAUCUCUGAGCUGGACACCCUGAAUGAGGAUUCCUACAAGGACUCUACGCUCAUCAUGCAGCUACUGCGCGACAACCUGACUCUCUGGACGGCUGACACCGGUGGAGCAGGCACCGGCGGUGACCUGGAGGUGCAGGAUGUGGAGGAAUAGAAGAACAGCAGCAGUCGUAACACUUUAGUGGUGCCAGUGCCAGCAGCAGUGAGCGUGUGAUGCUGAUGAUGUCAGUGAUGAUGUCAGUGAUGAUGUCAGUGAUGAUGUCAACGAGUAAAGAUGUUGCUAUGCAGAUGUGAUGUGAAUUCCUGUCUUUGACCACCAAUGUGAAAAUUAUAUUAGCCUUUAUCAUAUCGUUCUUUCUUCUCCUCACUCCGCUCUCUCUCUCUCUCUCUCUCUCUCUCUCUCUCUCUCUCUUCUCUCUUCUCUCUCUCUCUCUCUCUCUCUCUCUCUCUCUCUCUCUCUCUCUCUCUCUCUCUCUCUCUCUCUCUCGCUCUCGCUCUCGCUCUCUCUCUCUCUCUCUCUCUCUCUCUCUCUCUCUCUCUCUCUCUCUCUCUCUCUCUCUCUCUCUCUCUCUUCGCCACGGGCAACUGCUUCCUCAUUUUUUUCAGGCAACUGCGCUCUCUCCUUCCUUGUCAUAUGUGUUUUCUAGUUUUCUGGCUUGUUUUGGUCCUGAGGGCUUUUCACGCACACGCGCACGAAUAAUAAUGUUCCUAUCCUAUCUAACUUCACUAACCGUAUCUUUGAUGGUCUUUGCUUGCACUCGACCACUAUGUCACUGCGAGGUCUUUGCUUGCACUCGACCACUAUGUCACUGGCGCUGUGUAUUGCCUUACACUAGUAUUCGGCCGGCUCAUGGCUAUGUCCUCAUCCUUUUUACUUUCCCUUACCCCCUCCCCUCCCUCGCUCCCCUCGCACCGCGGUGUUCAGCCUCGGUUUUCUUUUGUUCCUGUUUUGGUGCCGGCAGCGGCAGCAGUCGUACAUCUGUGGUGGUGGUUUCUGUAUGCUACGUGUGGUGUUCCUCGGCUGUUCUACGGCGCUGUGUGCAUUCCAUUCACACCAUAUUAUCGUGUAGAGAGAACAAACGAGAGAGAGAGAGAGAUAUUGACGGAAAGAAAAUUUUGGAAUCUCUUCACCCCGUAUAUUUCCUAUGGUCGUCUGCUCUUGCAUGCGGUGAAUACACGACGUUGCUCACCUUUCCUUUGCUCUUUUUUCUCUUAAAAGGUUUUCAUUCCUUCCUCA
Messenger RNA from Sycon ciliatum, 1970 nucleotides. RefSeq lists its product as uncharacterized. The record is from RefSeq and is a predicted model, not a curated record. The coding region runs from base 141 to 887 and encodes 248 amino acids. Gene Ontology annotation, cellular component: cytoplasm. The transcript is spliced from 7 exons. Gene Ontology annotation, biological process: signal transduction; intracellular protein localization. Lineage: Eukaryota; Metazoa; Porifera; Calcarea; Leucosolenida; Sycettidae.